Messenger RNA from Dreissena polymorpha, 3595 nucleotides. RefSeq names its product glucose dehydrogenase [FAD, quinone]-like. Gene Ontology annotation, molecular function: flavin adenine dinucleotide binding; ecdysone oxidase activity. Bases 301 to 2097 code for a protein of 598 amino acids. Lineage: Eukaryota; Metazoa; Mollusca; Bivalvia; Myida; Dreissenidae. The transcript is spliced from 2 exons. The record is from RefSeq and is a predicted model, not a curated record.
CGAAACUUGCUACUCCUGUAAUUUAAACUGAUAUUUCAAUGCACAGCGAACGUAGUUUCGCCCUAUCGUACAAGUACAAAUGCGCAUGCAUUGACAACUGAUAUUACAAAUAAGCAACGUAGCGCGUGUGUUAGUAAUAAACGACCUUGACUGGAGUUACUCACUUCAGAUAUCGCAUACGUAUGAAGCGUGCGUUAAUAUCGGAUAUAUCAACUAUCUUUACAUGUACUCGAUCUUAUCGGAUUAUGUUACUGCGCAGCAAUCAACAGUUUCAGUGAUUUAGGGGCGUAAAUUAUUAAAAUGUACGUUGUGGUUUUAACCUGUUUCGUGCUUGCUUUAGCACUAUAUUUCGCGUACAGACAAGGCGACCCAAUGCAUAACGUGUUACAGGGACACACAGACGAAGAAUAUGAUUAUAUUAUAGUCGGAGCAGGGUCAGCUGGUUCAGUGGUUGCGGCAAGGCUAGCCGAAGACUCCGAUAACAAGGUAUUGCUAUUAGAAGCAGGCGGACAUUAUUCGGAAAGGCCUAGCUUUUUUCAGAGUCCCUUAAUGUGGGCAAUGGGUCUGAAAACUGAAUACGAUUGGGAGUACUACACAAAACCACAGGAAAAAUCCAGUUUCGGUUUAAAGGGCCAGAGAAGCUAUUGGCCAAGAGAGCGCGUUUUAGGCGGGACAAGUUGCAUAAAUGGCGUCCAAUACACAAGGGGAAUCUUAUUUGAUUUUGACGAAUGGGAGGCGGCUGGGUGUACAGGGUGGGGCUAUAAGGAAGUGCUCCCCUAUUUCCUGAAAUCCGAAGACAUACACAUUGAAAGCUUGAAAUCCUCUCCUUACCAUAGCCAGGGAGGGCCUAUUGCCGUAUCGUACGGUCACGUGACCGAGCUAAAUGAACACAUUUUAAAGGCUGGACAACGACUUGGAUAUGACGUCACUGAUUAUAACGCAAAAGAUCAGCAUGGGUUCAGCACUGUGCCAAAAUCUCUUCGAGAUGGUGUAAGUGCAAGGUCUGGAUUGGAAUACAUUGGUAAAAAACAAAUGAGAAAUUUGCACGUUUCACUUCAAAGUUUUGCAACAAAGAUUCAAAUCGACAAAAGUGAUAAAACAGCAAAAGGCGUUUAUUAUAUAAAGCACGGCAGCAAAUUCUACGUUAAAGCAAGACGUGAAAUUAUUAUUUCAGGCGGAACCAUAAAUACUCCCCAAUUGCUAUUAUUAUCCGGUAUAGGACCAAGUGAUCACCUCAAAGAGAAGAACAUUCCAGUUAUAACUGAUUUACCUGUUGGGCAGAAUUUGCAAGACCAUUUGUAUAUACCACUGUUGUCACAUAUAAACCAAAGUUUGAGCAUAACGAUCGAUGACGUCGAAAGCUACUGGAUGAAACUCCGUUUCUCGCUACAGGGAAAAGGUAUAUAUUCUACUUCUACGCUAGACACUUCAGCGUUUCUGCAUUUAGUGAACCCCAACGUUGGAAAAAGGUAUCCGGAUAUCCAAAUGAUCUUUGAAGCAACACUGUACUCAUCAAACGUGCUAAAUUACGAAGAUUACAUCGCGCAUGCGCUGCUGAAUAGUGACGCAAAACAGCACGGCUUUACAUCUGCUAUAUGCCUUACGAGACCGUUCAGUCGGGGGCAAAUUACACUGAAAAGUAACGAUCCGUUCGACCAUCCGACUAUUGACCCUAAGUACUUAGAGGACGAAAGAGAUGUGAACACUUUGAUUGGAGGAAUCCGUGUAUGGGAGAAGCUUAUGGAGACACCAGAAAUGAAGGCACUAGGCGUUGAUAUCGACCGGAUGAAGAUGCCAUUCUGUUCCAAACACAAGUUCCGCUCUGAUGAAUACUGGGAAUGCCUGAUACGUCACAUCGGAAUCUCUAUGUAUCACCAUUCUGGAACGUGCAAGAUGGGACCGAUUGAGGAUCAUAGCACAGUGGUUGACCCUGAGUUGAGGGUCAAAGGAAUUCAAGGUCUUCGUGUUGCGGACGCCUCUGUGUUUCCAAAUGUUACAUCUGGCAAUAUAAAUGCUCCGGUCAUUAUGGUUGGAGAAAAGGCAGCCGAUUUGAUCAUAGGAAAAGACACAGUUUCUGAAUUUCGUAGAAAUAUUUAAUGUGUUUUGUUUGCUGUACCGCUUUAAUCUUAAUACAUGUACGCCUAUCUUUUUUGUCCCCUACCUGUUUCACCGGAGGGGACUUAUGGCUUGCGUUCUGUGUGUCCGUCAGUCAGUCCGUCUGUCAGUCAGUCCGUGAGUCUGUCACACUUAUCUGGAUCCUGCGAUAACUUUAAUAGUUCUUAAUAUAUUUUCAUGAAACUUGAAACAUGGAUAGAUGGCAAUAUGGACAUUAUGCACGUCAUUUCAUUUUGUUCCUACGUCAAAAAUUCUGGUUGCUAUGGCAACAAAUACAAAAAUAAAUAAUAAAUAUUUCUGACAAUGGUGGAGCCGGUAGGAGACAUUUACCGCUUUGCAAAAGUCUUGUUGUUAAUUAUUCGUGUUUUAAAGGAAAAGUAAAUUCCUUGUUUAAUCCAAUGUUUGUAAUCCCCUCCCCAAAUAAGAAGUAUUAUAUAUUCAUCAACUGUAACGCUUCUGUGAUCACAUAGUUGAGGCCACACACUAUCAUAUUAUGAGAGUAAAAAUCUGCCGAAACAAUAAUGAUGCACUUUCCGAUUUAUUAAUUGAACAGUAAUGUGUUUGAAUGAUGGGCUUUUGAAAUAUCCCAAUGAGAUUACAGAAAUAUAUUAUUUUAAGACUGUCAAUUGCUUAAUUUAUUUUAAUGGAUGUAUUAUGACACCUGAGGUGCUUGAUUCCUUCAUAUUAAAAUAGUUUAUAUCAGUAUGUUUGAAUUAAAUUGUAUCAACGUUUAUAAGAGCAAUUACAUUAGUUCAGACGUGCAUCAUACUAUUGUAUGUGUCUCAAGAAAAUGAAUGAAUUAAAUAUAAACUGUUGUCGAAAUCUCAAUCGAUCUACAACGAUUUUUGAAUACAAGGAGUAACUUCGUCUGAUACCACGUGCGCAAUUCUUAUAAUGUUCAUUUAAAAGGGCAUAGCGAAAUUUGGUAUUUAAUGAAUUAUUGAGAUUGUUGUAGUUUUCUGGGAGAUCAUUUUGGCGGGGGAAAGGGGAGGGGAGAGGCUCAUUUAUUGAUGCAUACGCCUUUUUUAUCCAUUGUAUACAACACAUGAUAGUUUCUGUUACGUACGCGAUUUUGUAGACUUGGGUUAUCUACGUUAACCAUGUAGGCAAAUGUCGUAUAUUGGUAUGUGUUUUGUUAUACACAGUUGCCCUAAUGUAACGAUGCUACUCGAAAGUGUAAUGAGGUAACUAGUCUUUUCCAAUAUAUAUUUAUGUAUUUCGUCUGAGUUUAUGUGCCUAUUUAGGUAGCAGAAACUAAAUACUAAAAAACAAAACAUGUUUAACUCCUAAACAUUUUGUUUGUUAAAUUGGUUCUACUCACGUUACGGUACUAUGAGUGUGAUGCAAUAUGAUAAUUAAAAUAGUUAUGAAUAUACCACCCAUUUUAUUCGAAUAAAAGAUUUUUCGAAUUUACUAAUUUGUGAUUUAUUUUCAGUAGAUUAUUUCAAUUAAUAUCAGGCAGAAUAAACAGGCAUAAUUA